Cataglyphis hispanica is the source of this 666-nucleotide messenger RNA. RefSeq names its product carbonic anhydrase 3-like. Gene Ontology annotation, molecular function: zinc ion binding; carbonate dehydratase activity. Bases 1 to 666 code for a protein of 221 amino acids. Gene Ontology annotation, cellular component: cytoplasm. The transcript has 7 exons. The record is from RefSeq and is a predicted model, not a curated record. Lineage: Eukaryota; Metazoa; Arthropoda; Insecta; Hymenoptera; Formicidae.
AUGAAUUAUAUAGAUAAUAGAGCUGAUACAAGUUUUCAAAGAAGUGGUCAAGCACCGAUUGAUUUAAUUGACGAAAUUGUACAACCUAAGAGAUUUCCACCGUUAAUCUUAAAUGGCCAUUGGUUAAAAGAUGGGAAUGCAACCUUAUUUAAUGACGGCUCAACAGUGAAGAUUUUUUUGAAUGGUGAUAGGAUUCCAUCAACAGUGUGUGGUGGCCCUCUCGUAAAUGAUGAAUACGAGUUUCAUAAUGCACACUUUCACUGGGGCGAAGACGAUUGUAAGGGCGCUGAGCACACAAUCAAUGGUACUUGGUUUUCCAUGGAAAGCCACAUAGUGCAUUGGAACCGAAAAUAUCGCACUUUUGAAGAAUGUUUAAAACACCGAGAUGGUCUUUGCGUGUUGGCCUAUUUAUUUUUGGUCCAACCAGGAUCUUGUCAAUGGAGCAACAUCAGAUUUGAUAAAAUCUCUGAAAAUUUACAAUACGUUCAGAAUGCUGGCUCAGAAAUAAAAAUUCCAUCAAACUCUUUAUCUUGGAUGAGGUUAGCAACAAAAUGUCCAAAUUAUUAUACUUACUUGGGAUCCUACAAUACAGGUGCUUAUUCGGAAUGCGCAAUAUGGAUCGUAUUUCCAGUUAUUAUUCCUAUACUAUCAUGCCAAGUAACUUAA